AUGAAUAGAUUAUCCUAGUUGAGUGGACAAUUUGAUGAGGAAUAGAAAUUGCUCUAGCAAAUAACCUAAUUGGAAAAGUAAUGAUUCAAAAUUAUCUAAUCAUUUAGUUGGUUCAAGAGUCCACGUUUCAAUAAUGUUUUGCGUCCAUACACAGCCAAAUAAGUUGCUGAAGUAAGAGGAUCAAUUGUACCUAAUCAAUUCUCUGAUUUCAUGGCAAGAAAAUUCUAUAAUCUCAUGAUGGAUUUAAAAUAAAGCAAAGGGUAUUUCCUAUUUAUGAUCAUAGCUUCUCUCUUGCAUGUGGAGCUUUAGAUACUGUGUAAGUUAUCAAUAUGUCUAAAUACAUGACAUCUAUUUAUGUAUCAGGUUGGCAGUGCUCAUCUUCAGCUUCUACUACUAAUGAUCCAGGACCUGAUUUUGCUGAUUAUCCAUAUGACACUGUGCCUAAGAAAUGUGAUCAGCUAGUCAAAGUAAUCAUAAAUUUGAUGGUAGAUGCAAAGAUUUCAAGACAGAAGAUAGUAGUAUGAAAGAAGUCUAAUUACUGCUGAAUAACGAAAAUAAAAAAAACCUUAUGAUUACCUCGUUCCAGUUAUUUGCGAUGCAGAUGCUGGAUUUGGUGGUACCAGCAGUGUAAUGAAAUUGACUAAAUUAUUUAUUGAAUCUGGAGCUGCAGGAAUUCAUUUGGAGGAUCAGAGACCUGAUUUAAAGAAAUGUGGUCACAUGGCUGGAAGAGUUGUCACUUCUACUAAUACUCAUGUCUAAAAACUCAUAGCUUCUCGACUUCAAGCCGACAUUAUGGGAAAUGAAUUAUUCAUAAUUGCAAGAACUGAUGCAUUAGGAGCAAGGUUCAUAGAGACCAAUGUGGAUUUGAUUGAUUAACCAUACAUUCUAGGGGUUACCAAGUUUCAUGAUAAACCAUGCACUUACCCAGAAGCAGGAGUUUUUAUCAUUGAACAAAUGAUUGACAAAGAGAAGAGAAUACAAGCCACCAAUUAAUGGUUGAAAUAAUGUGAAUCAGGUGGAAUCAAAAGAGCAAGGGAUUUAGCAAAGAGAUUGGGAUUUGAACUCGACUUCGAUUGGGAACAAUGCAGAAAUCCUGAUGGAUUCUAUGCUCUUAAGAGUAGUGUUCAUUAUUGUGCAAUUAGAGCCAAAGUACUCAUAUAAAUUAAAUAUAAGGAAUACUUGAAAUAUGCAGAUGCCUUAUGGAUGGAGACUUCAACUCCUGAUCUGAAGGUUGCUAAGGAAUUAUCCGAUGAAUUACAAUUCGAACUUCAGAAUAACAAGGUGCUAUGUUAUAAUUGUUCUCCAAGUUUUAAUUGGAGCAAAUUUGGAUUCUCAGACAGCGAACUCAAAAACUUUAAUUCAGAAUUAGGGAAGUUGGGAUACACUUGGCAGGUUCUCAUUUACUAAUAUCAAUGUAGUUCAUUACGUUAGCAGGAUUUCAUUUGAAUGCUCUACAAAGUGAAAGAUUCUCCAAGGACUUAUCAGAAAGAUAUAUGUUGGCUUAUGUGGAAGAUAUUCAAAGGAAGGAAGAGAAACAUAAUGUUGAUCAAUUGAGACAUCAAAAGUAAUCUUCAUCAUAUAUUAUUCUAGAUGGUCUGGAGCUGAAUUAAUUGAUCAUGUCAUGACUAUUGUUAAUCAAAGUACAUUGAUAUCUUCAGGCGAAGACUCAACUGAACAUUAAUUCGACAAUAAAUGAUUACGUGUUAAAUAAAUAUAUAAUGAUAUCAUUA
Molecule: messenger RNA, 1730 nt
Organism: Paramecium octaurelia
Lineage: Eukaryota; Ciliophora; Oligohymenophorea; Peniculida; Parameciidae
Source: the annotation of a GenBank genome assembly